Bactrocera oleae (olive fruit fly) is the source of this 412-nucleotide messenger RNA. NCBI's taxonomy places the organism in Eukaryota, Metazoa, Arthropoda, Insecta, Diptera, Tephritidae. The record is from RefSeq and is a predicted model, not a curated record.
AACAUUCUAAGCUAUUCGGGUGCUGGUUUCACUAUUGUCAAGCAGUACGAAGAAAUAUUGCUAACACAAGAGACACACAUUGUUAAUUGCUUUUCCACCAUCAAAGAAGAAAUUGCCACUUUCGACCACUUGUUUAAAUUUGAAUUUUUUUUAAAAUACUUUGAAGAGCAAUGGCUAAAAAAAAUUGGUCCAAGAAAUCUUUCGGUCUUUGGACAUAAGAUCCGUACAACAUCAGCUGUAGAAUCGUAUAAUGCUGUGCUUGCCAAAAUAAUCCCAAAACAAGGGAAUUUUUUCAAAUUUGUGGGACAGUUACAAAUGGAGGAGUAUUGCAAAAGUAGGGAAUUAGAAUUGGUUAUCAACAGCGAUGGUGCUUUAGGGAAACCAAAAAGAAAAACAAAGGAAAACGUUAUGA